This is a messenger RNA of Aspergillus clavatus NRRL 1, 435 nucleotides long. Its product is annotated as Apc13 domain protein. Gene Ontology annotation, cellular component: anaphase-promoting complex. Gene Ontology annotation, biological process: positive regulation of mitotic metaphase/anaphase transition. The record is from RefSeq and is a predicted model, not a curated record. The coding region runs from base 1 to 435 and encodes 144 amino acids. The transcript has a single exon. NCBI's taxonomy places the organism in Eukaryota, Fungi, Ascomycota, Eurotiomycetes, Eurotiales, Aspergillaceae.
AUGCACCAUCCCCGACUGGCCGAUUUCUUCGAAGAGUUCACCCGCCCCCACACCUCGCAAACAGCCAACCUGACCGCCUCCGCCUCCUCCUCCCACCUCUACCAGCACGGCUACAGCCACGGCGUCACCUACGGCUCGUCCUCGCCCGCGCUCGUCCCCUCGUACCUGCCCAUCGAGGACAUCUACGUGCUGCCGCAGUACCAGCCGCCCAACCCCGAGGACGAGGACGACGUGGUGCCGGACCAGCAUGCGGCGUUUGGGAUCACGAGGGCUAUGGAGAGGAGGAGGGAGCCCGUGUGGCGGGAUCUGGGGCUGGAGGGGUUAGUUGCUGGAGGUGGGAGUGGAGGUGCGGGUGGAGGGAAGAAGGGGGCGAAGGUGAGGGUUAAGGACGCGGGGAGGUUGAUGGGGGGGAAGAGGACGGUUUGUUUGCGGUGA